This is a messenger RNA of Parastagonospora nodorum SN15, 171 nucleotides long. RefSeq lists its product as hypothetical. The coding region runs from base 1 to 171 and encodes 56 amino acids. The record is from RefSeq and is a predicted model, not a curated record. NCBI's taxonomy places the organism in Eukaryota, Fungi, Ascomycota, Dothideomycetes, Pleosporales, Phaeosphaeriaceae. The transcript has a single exon.
AUGCUCGAAAACUACCAACCAGAAACCCGAACACCAGAAAACCAAAACCUAAGAAGGGGUAUUGAUGAAGGCCGAAGAGAGAUUCAAGAAGCCAUCGGCCUAAACAUGUCAGCACCCAUCACUAAGUUCAAGACAGUGUCAAUAUUUACGCAAAACUACUCCUGCGCGUAG